Molecule: messenger RNA, 5095 nt
Organism: Dipodomys spectabilis (banner-tailed kangaroo rat)
Lineage: Eukaryota; Metazoa; Chordata; Mammalia; Rodentia; Heteromyidae
Gene: Abhd13
Product: abhydrolase domain containing 13
Exons: 2
Coding region: 272-1285 (337 amino acids)
Cellular component (GO): membrane
Molecular function (GO): palmitoyl-(protein) hydrolase activity
Source: RefSeq, a predicted model, not a curated record
CCGGGUGGAGGACGGCGCUCAGGUGAUGUGGGAGCCGGCGGGGACGUUUGCGGGCGACACCCGGGCGCGGGCCGGAAGUGGGGCCGCAGAGAAGAGCGUCGCCGGAGCUCCUGGCUAGACGGCGACGGCGGCGGCCCCUGGACUGCGGGAGGACGAUGAGGAGGAGCGAGCGGCGCGGCGCGGGGCGACGCUGCUGCGCGGCGCCCGGUUUCGAGCCCGCGGCCGACUGCGCGGCCUGCCGGCAGGUCUGAGAUACUUACAGAGAGCUACAAUGGAAAAGUCCUGGAUGUUCUGGAACUCCAUUGAAAGAUGGCUGAUAGCCUUGGCUUCCUGGUCUUGGGCUCUGUGCCGCAUUUCUCUCUUACCUUUAAUAGUGACAUUCCAUCUGCAUGGAGGCAUUAUCUUGCUUUUGUUAAUAUUCAUAUCAAUAGCGGGUAUACUGUAUAAGUUCCAGGAUGUAUUGCUUUACUUCCCAGAACAGCCAUCCUCUUCACGCCUUUAUGUUCCCAUGCCCACCGGUAUUCCUCAUGAAAACAUUUUCAUCAGAACCAAAGAUGGAGUGCGUCUGAAUCUGAUUUUGAUACGAUACACCGGGGACAAUUCACCCUACUCCCCGACUGUCAUCUACUUUCACGGGAAUGCGGGCAACAUAGGUCACAGGUUACCAAAUGCACUGCUCAUGUUGGUUAACCUCAAAGUGAAUCUUUUGCUCGUCGACUAUCGAGGCUAUGGGAAAAGCGAAGGUGCAGCCAGCGAGGAAGGACUGUAUUUAGACUCGGAAGCCGUGCUGGACUACGUGAUGACGAGGCCCGACCUUGACAAGACCAAAGUUUUCCUCUUUGGCCGUUCCUUGGGGGGGGCAGUGGCUAUUCAUCUGGCUUCCGAGAAUUCACACAGGAUUUCAGCCAUCAUGGUGGAGAACACCUUUCUAAGCAUACCACACAUGGCCAGCACUUUGUUUUCAUUCUUCCCAAUGCGUUACCUUCCUUUAUGGUGCUACAAAAAUAAGUUUUUGUCCUACCGAAAAAUCUCCCAGUGCAGAAUGCCUUCGCUCUUCAUUUCCGGACUCUCUGACCAGCUAAUUCCACCAGUGAUGAUGAAGCAGCUCUAUGAGCUCUCCCCGUCUCGGACUAAGAGGCUGGCCAUUUUCCCAGAGGGAACGCAUAACGACACGUGGCAGUGCCAAGGCUAUUUCCCUGCACUGGAGCAGUUCAUCAAAGAGGUGGUGAAGAGCCAUUCUCCAGAAGAGAUGACAAAAACUGCAUCCAACGUGACCAUUAUAUAGUGUCCCCAUUUUUCUGAUGAAUGCAUUUGUAUUUUAAUUUGUGCAGGAUGAUAAAGAAUGUUCCUUUCUAGAAGCGUGUCAUGUCUGUACUUGUCUGAAGAGUAACAUUAAAUUCUGAAAGGACCUCAGUGCUCCUUUAUGAUCAUCCAAAUGGUUUUAUUUUUACUUUUGAAGAACUGUACUUUUUGGGUUAUGGUUAUUUCAUACAAAACUUUCAGUGUGCUUUGUAUCCAUAACUUUUGUUUACUAUGUCAGUAUAAUAGAGAUUAUUCAAAAGUUUCUUGUUGCAUAAGUGAUUUGAUGUCUGUUCCACUUAAGGUGUGACAGAGGUACGAGAACAAGAGGCCUUAGGGCGUUAUUCCUCUUCUAGUAAUUAUUGGGACAAUCAUGGUAAGCAAACUUAGUUCUGUAACUGCAUUUUUCACCUUAAAAGUUAAAAUGAAAUGCAUGAUGGUAUUUUAUUCCUCAACUUAUGCAACGCAGCAUUUUUAAUGUAAAUAGCACUGGACAUAUACCAAUGUAUAUGGUUACCUGGGUUAUAUCUAUUUUUAUGUAAACUCUAUUUUGUUUUUGCAAAAAGUGGAAGUGAGGCCUCUGUGCAGGUUGCCCUUGAAUUUUUCCCUGGUAAAGGCUGAGAUCCAGCUGUUUCUUAUGAAUAAAUGGGACUGUGUUUUCCAGUAUACAUGUACCGUGUUUUUGUUAGGUACAGUCUGGAUCAUGGCUGAUAGAAAUAGAGAACUUUAUUGCGGCUCUUUGUGCAUAAACUUUUUAAAAUUUGUAAUUUUGGUGGCAAAAAAUUUUAGCUUCUGUCAAUUUUGUAAGUCUACAGCUGAACUACUAAUCGUAGUCAUAAUAAAGAUUAGAACUUAACUAACAAUUAACCUAGGAAGCCUUGUUACAUGAUUGUACAUACUAUUUUAUCAAAUUUCCACACUGAAGUCUCAGUAUAUAGGUGUGUGCACCUAACCCAUCAGAAGCAAGAUACCAUUUCUUAGGAUUUUUUCACAGACUAGGGCUCUACUACUUCAGUCAUACACCUCCUCAUUGGGCCUUUUGAAAAUAAAAGUUACAAAGGUUAAAAAAUAAUGUGUGCUUAAUAUUCUAGUUGAUGUGAAAUAGAAUUACAUCAAGAGGCUAUUUUAGGAAACGUUAUUUAUUCCUAGUUUUUUUAUUACAUGUGAGAAUGAAGGAAUUCCCAAGCCUUCUGACAUAGAACCUAUUACCACAUUAACAAUUUAAUGGCUGUAGGUGAGAAGUAGUAUUUAGACAUAUGGAAAAGCCUUCAUGUAGAAAGGAAGCUGCUUGAAACUUGCAAGACUUCCUUUACCAAAAAUAUAAGCUAUGAACGAAUGUUAUGCCAGGUUGUUGCAAACAGUCUUCAAGCAUUAGGUAUGAUUGAGUUCUGCACAUUAUUAUAUCAAGUUGAGCAUAGAAUAUUUUAGCUGUAUUUAUUGGCUUUCUUCAAGCAGCUAGAGCAGAAAAAUUAGGAGUCACUAAUUUAAAACCUCUCCCUGGAGAUAGGACUAGAGAUACUUUGCCAAGUAGGAUUCUUAACAUAUUCACUUUAUGCCAGUGUUUAGGAAGAGAUAAAUUAUAUAAAGUGUGAUUUCUAAAGAAUGGUUUUCUAUAAAUUAUUAUAAAGUCCUGUUUUUUAGGAGUUGAUAACUCCUAUUAUGGGAGGUGUAUUUUGUAUGUAUAAAUUCACCACAAUUAAAGGUUACUUUUUAUCUUGUCAUUCCUUGCUCUGUAGAAUGACUGUCCUAAAUCGUGAUGAAUUAAAAUGGAAAAAAAUAAUGCAACAAAAUAGUAUAUUUAGGAAUGAGCUUUCGUGGUACACCUUAUAUGUCUCAUGGUUUCAGGUUUACAGAGUGCUCUGCACGCCUCGUGUCUGCAUGACGUCAUGCAGUCUGCACACUGGAGGAAUUCCAGCAGCUUUAAUUGUAAGCAUUAUGCUGGUGAACUAUAAAAAUUGCAUCCAUGUUUCUUAUGCCUUCCUUUAUCUUUCCCUUCGUUCAUCCUUCUUUUUUUUUUUUUUUAUUUUGAUACUUUAGAACACUUGUGCAAUCUCUAUUUCAUUCUUCCGUUAAAGACCUUUAUUUCUGCAGCUAAGGGCAGAGGUUAUGUUUAGGGUUGUAUAUCUUUAUUUACCAACUAAUGUGUUUGAGACUGUUUUUCAGACAGUCGGGGUCGAAAACAAACAUGUAUUGUCAGUGGCCAUGAAGCCUCUAGCAAGAGUUUGGAAACUUUUUCUAAUUUUGUGGCCAGAGACGUUGGUCUUGAGCUCUAGGACUUCAGCGUUAGUCAUACCUUUGUUGUUGUUGCUUCAUCUGUAAUGGGACUGGCUUUGUGUCCAUCUUGCAUGUUAAUUUCUGGCUUAUGUGUACAAGAGCAACUGUAAACAUGCAGGAAUUACUUUAAAAGUACUGAAAAUUUGGGAAUCAUAAUCUUAAGUAUGACAAGAGAAAACUCGGUUAGGAAUAUAAUCUAAAAGCCCCAUUAUUUUAAGGAAAAUUACUGGUGUGGUAGGGGGAGACAGUAUGUAUGGUAACAAAAAGUAUUCUAAAAAGAAUAGCACAAACUAAAAGAAGAAAUAUUUAUGACAGGCAGAAGAAUGCUGACAGGAUAGAAACCACUAGGCAGGAAAUGUGACACAGUUCCUAUUUAACUGAUAAGGUUAGUGAAAGGGAACUAAAAAUAUUUAGAGGUAAAGCCUUUGAAGGCAGACAGGGCAUGUGACACUGCAACUCCUAACAUUUUGACUUUUUAAUUUUUAUAUUUUCAUUAAAAUACUGUCCUCAAUUUUGUCACUGAGCAGCUUAAGCUUGUGUUGAGCUGUAGUCAGCUUGAUUAUUGUAAGAAUUACAACUCUGGCAUGACAUCACUGGGAUGAUUACGAUAGAGAAUUUAUGCCAUCUGUUACAUUUGUGAGAUUCGGCUAUGGUGGGAGUAGGUUUGAUGUAAUCAAUGAGGCGGUCAUAUUUGAUUUUAUAUAGACUGUCUUGCAAGGGCAAAUAGCAGAGUUUGGUUCACAUGGUUCUCUUCCUUGAGGUUAAGAGUAAAUUUGAACUUUUAGAAGGAUGUCACUAAUUUGAUUUAGGACACAACUGAGGUAUUGAAGUUCUCAAUCUUCACUAUCCCUUUUUCCUCCUAUACUUGAUAAUGAUGGAAAAGAACUAUGAAAGGAAAGAUGAGUAAUAAAUAGCCCUUUGAUUAUCCACUUGAAGUUACAUGCAUUUUCAUAUCACUCAGGUAAAGUUGGGAAUGACAGAACAGGUGUCUAUUUUUUAAAUUCCUGGAAUAGCAAAUGUUUAUUCCAUAACAUGCACGUCAUCUUAGCCAGUCAGAAAUAAUCCGUUUGUAUGGCAACGUAAAUACUGUCAUUCUAAUUCUGAUCGACUCAUUUUUGCCAAAUAGAGGAGAUAUACCUCCAUUUAUAUUUUGUACCUUAAAAAUAGAGAUUAAAAAUAGGAUUAUGUACGACUGACACUUUUUUUUACAAAGAGUGCCAUAAAUACAGAUGUGACGGGUGUGUGUUUCACAUAAUUUAUAACAGUUUCUGUCAGUACAGCAUAUACUGAAUAGUAGUUAUUUUCAACAUAUUCAAGUAUAUUCACAGUAAGUAAAGUGAAUCAUUUUGUUAUCUGCCAUAUUUUAUUGGAAAUAGUAAUAAAAUUUUAUAACUAUGGAAUGUCAGAGUACAUUGUGUGCAAACCAUGGCAAGGAAACAUUUACAUUUUUUACAAUAAAUUUCUUUUAAAAUAUACUUCCUAUUUUUAUGUACUGACAAAUGCAAUAAAUCACUGAAAGUUC